Messenger RNA from Selaginella moellendorffii, 548 nucleotides. RefSeq lists its product as uncharacterized. Lineage: Eukaryota; Viridiplantae; Streptophyta; Lycopodiopsida; Selaginellales; Selaginellaceae. The record is from RefSeq and is a predicted model, not a curated record. The coding region runs from base 17 to 502 and encodes 161 amino acids. The transcript has 2 exons.
AAAGAAAGCCGUGUGAAUGAUCCGGCGAAGGCUAGCAGCGAGAGCUCGCACGGCGCCACACGAUGACAGCGAUUUGAUGCGCCUGGAUCACCCGGGCCUCGUUUCUUUCCUGCAGUCCUGCGGUGCCAAACGAGACUUGGAAGAGGGAAGGCGAGCUCACGCGUUCUUGGAGAGGAGCAAUCGCGAGCCCAAGUUCAUGAAUCUCCUCGUCAAAAUGUAUGGUCGGUGUGGUAGAGUCGAGGAAGCCAGCAUAUGCCCAAAAUGGGCAUCCACACGAGGCGCUAGGGCUCUUGAGGAGAAUGGAUCUAAAUGGGACGCCGCCGGACAAGGUCGUGCUCAGCAUCGCGGUCACUGCCUGCGCCAGCAUUUGCGCGCUCUCCCUCGGCAAGCAGAUCCACCAUCGCGUGGCGACCCUGGGCGUGAUCGACGAUUUCUUGCGCUCUUCCCUCAUCAAUCUCUAUGGCACCUGUGGCGAGAUCUCUCUGGCCAAGAGUGUGUUUGAUUCCAUGGCGGCAGGGGCCACAAAUCUCGUGUGCUGGGCCACGAUG